AUGGCAGGAAGACUGGCGCGCGUAGCAUCUCAGAUCAUGGGCGGUAACGCCGUCGUUUCACGAUCCGUCGCCUCCUCCCUCCGUCAGCGAGCCGGCAUGGGCCUCCCCGUCGGCAAACACAUCGUCCCCGACAAGCCACUUCCAGUGAAUGACGAACUUGUGUGGGAUAACGGAACCCCAUUCCCCGAACCUUGUAUUGAUCGGAUUGCUGAUACCGUUGGAACGUAUGAAGCAUUAGCAUGGCUGUGCGGAGGAUUGGGAUUUUUCGCCUCUCUUGGGAUGUUAGCUGUGUGGAAUGACAAGGCUUCAAAAAUACCAUUUGUACCUAAGGUCUACCCUUACGACAACUUAAGGGUGGAACUCGGUGGAGAACCCUAA
This is a messenger RNA of Striga hermonthica, 378 nucleotides long. NCBI's taxonomy places the organism in Eukaryota, Viridiplantae, Streptophyta, Magnoliopsida, Lamiales, Orobanchaceae. The record is from the annotation of a GenBank genome assembly.